Racocetra persica is the source of this 793-nucleotide messenger RNA. NCBI's taxonomy places the organism in Eukaryota, Fungi, Glomeromycota, Glomeromycetes, Diversisporales, Gigasporaceae. The record is from the annotation of a GenBank genome assembly.
AUGUUCCGCAAAAAUUAUAUAUUAAGCACUUUUACUGCGUCUCGUUCGCGUAAGCUAUCUAGUGCUCUUCGAAAUCAUAACAAUAUGGACAAUAUGGACCAUUUACGUCCAUAUCAAAGAGAAUGUAUCGAAAAAUGUUUAUAUAAGUUUCUCAAAGAAAAGAUAAACCGUCAAAUUGUGUCAUUACCUGUAGGAAGUGGUAAAACGGUCAUAUUUUCUAAUUUAAUUCGUCGAAUCCCGUCUCCUAUGCAAGGAGCAGAAAAAAUACUUGUACUUGCUCAUAGAGAAGAACUUCUUGAUCAGGCAUAUAGACAAAUUAAAAAAUACUCGAAUUUGAGUGCUGAAAUAGAUCAAGGAAAAAGAACUGCAACUGGAAAUACAGAUGUUAUUAUUGGAAGUGUUCAAACACUAGGAAAGACAGGAUCAUCUCGUAUCGAAAAAUAUGAUCCAUCCCAUUUUAAAGCAAUCAUAAUUGAUGAGGCUCAUCAUGCCGCAGCAUCAACUUAUCGUAAAAUUUUAGAAUAUUUUGGCGCGCACACGAAAAAUACUCACAUAUUUGUUUGGGGGUGUUCGGCAACAGUUCGGAGAUAUGAUGGACUGGCUCUUGAUGGCAUUUUUGAUGAGAUUACUUAUCACAAAGACUUCUUAGAGAUGAUCGAGGAAAAAUGGACAGGAACUGAUUUGUCUCGAGUAAAAAGUAACACUAUUGAUUUCAUACCAACAAUUCUUUCCCAAUUGAUUAAUGUUAAAAAUCGUAAUGAAAUUAUAGUACGAACAUACCUUAAACUGGCUG